AUGGAGGAGGCGUGGAAAAGCGUCGUCGCGGCGCGCACGCGAGGCGCUAUUGACGAUGCGACGCGGUCGUAUCACGCGCUGGCGCGCGCGAUCGAACGCGAGGAACGAGGCUUUGAGGAUUUCAGCGGGUCGUGCUCGAGCGCGCUCCGACGCGAGUACGCCGGGCUGAAGGCGAUCGAUGACAUGCCGUUCAAGCCUGAGUGGCGGCGGUCGAUCGUUGACAUCGCCGUGGGGGAGCAGAUGUACGUCAGCGCACUGUGCGAGCAAGCGGGAGCGAUGCGGGUGAUGCGCGCGUGCGGGUUGGGGUGCCGAAUGCGAAACGCGCAAAAAUGUUCAAUCCUUCCGUUCGAUGAUGCGACGAAAGAUUUGUAUUGCAACGUGCUGAGCGAGAUCGCGUUUGAGGGUCGGUCGUACGUGCAAGCGAUGGAGGCGAGGCGAGAUAACGAACACUUGCUCGGGCCGACGGCGGAAUUGGACAUGCGGCGGCUGAAGACGUACGCGAUGGGCGCGCUUUGCUCGUUACUCGUCACGGAUACCGCGGCGAGCGAUAACAUACGAAACGGGGUGAUGGAGAGUUUGUUGAUACCGCUCGUGCGGUUGAUCUGUCGCGGUGGCGAAGACAUGCCCGCGUGGGAAAUUUCUUGCGAGGACACGUUGCGUUUAGCCGAGGACGCCGGCGAAGGUUGCUCGAGCGGACUCGAUGCGGGCGAUCACGACGAUCUUCAUCGCUCGUUAAUGCAAGCGCGCUUGACGUGUGUGGGAGCAAUAGGCGAUUAUGUUGAGUGUUUUGCAGAGGCACUCAAGCACGGUGUCCUCGAACUCUCUCUGCGUCUCGUCGCGGGACCCCGCGAAAACGGGUGGCUUGAGAAGUACGGCUUCAAGCGGCACCACGGAGAAACUUCGGCUUGGCCUGGAGAUCCUCAACUAUCCGAAGCGCUCUCUAUCGUCAGUGCGUUUCUGGCGCAUCGGAAGUUUGCGAUUUCUUUCAUUGACGCCGGUGGCGCAAAGUUGUUGCUAAACAUUCCCAGAGGGCCUAUGACGUACUACAAUUUGACGCGCUGCCUAUUCGGUAUCGCGAGCAUCACCACGGCGCUCGAACGUCUCGUGUCGCCGCAGGUGGACUUGGCACGACGAUAUGUGAAAGUAUCGCUCGAGCUUUUGGAUUGCAGCAACGAGUACGCGCGUCGUCAAGCCGCAUUGUUCCUGACGUUUGCCAUGCAAAUCCCCGUCGUCGUCGUGGCGUUUGACGCGGAGGCUGGCCUCAAGCUCGUCCUUGACGUCCUUCGGACGUUGGCAGUGAUGGUUGUAGACGUAGAUAAGGUGCGCCCAUCGAUGUCUCCGAACGAGAUUUCGCAGGCGAAAGAGACUGGAGAUCACGUGAGCUUGUUGCUUAGACAGUACAUGCGCGCGCAUUUUGCGCAACACGUCAAAGCGAUCGAAGAAAAGGUGAUGGGCAAAUCGAAGAAGAGUACGAGCACCAAUAAUCGUGCGAUGCUACAAGCGAUGGAUAUCGGAUACGAUGCGACGGAGCGACUAUUUAGCUUAGUGAGUCGCCAAAAGCGCAUCGCCGCCGUCAUGCAAACCAAGUCGUGGCUCGUCAUAGAAGCCUUCGUGGCGCAAAAAGGGCCGAAGGUGAUGCUCGACUUGCUCACUUUGGCUCCGGGUGAAAAAACUCUUCGCGAGUGCGUUUUGGGAUCUUUAAGCGUUUUAAAGAUUGUGACGUCACAUCCCACUGGAAGAGUGCACACGGCAAAGGCGCAAUUUGAUGAAUAUUACUCUUCUGGGUACGUUCUCAUAGAUGUCGUCGAGAAUGCGGCAGAGGCGGUCGACACUGAAGCCGUGGUCGAGGCUUUGAAAGUCGUUUGCAAUCUCGUUUCUCCCCCUUACGCCUUGCAUAGUACCGAUGCUAAAUCACAGAGUGGGAAGUUACAGCGCUCUCACAGCAUCGAUGGCAAGUCGUUCUCAGUUUUUGACUACGCGCGAAUGGAGGAAACGUUUGAGGCGGGGCGGAAACAUAUCCGAGAGGCUUUUGGCGUUAAGUCUUUGCUCAACCUGCUGUUUAAAACGUCGAAGACGUUACCUCAGCCGUCUAUGAACAUAUCUAGAGCACUUUGUUGUCGUGCCUUGCUCGGGUUAUCUCGCGAUGCGUCAAUCGCAAACACUCUACAGACGCUGCAAAUAGCGCGGCAUCUUUCAGAGCUUUUGCGCGAGACGGGGACGACGCAACACUCCGCGUUUGACGAACUAGCGAUCGUGGACUCGAAGCGCGAAAACGGUACAGCUGCUACGGUUCAGGCUGCCGCCACAGAGUUUCAUCGAUGCGCCGUGGAGCUCAUCGCGGCAACCGCAGGGUUUGCAAACGUCAAAGCGACGACGCCCGCGGUGGCGUCCGACGCUGCGGCGCCGCCUCUGGCGAAACUCGAACGACACUUGAUUGCAGCUGCAACUAAAGUUCGAUAUCCGCACAACGAGCUUUUACAAAUAAUGCAUGAGCAUCUCGUCGCGGCUGGCUUGACGAGUACCGCGGCUUCGCUCGUGGACGAGGCGGGGAUGGAGCGCCCGGGUCGCAGCGCGAGUGUAGGUCGUUUGUGUCCUUCGCCUGCGCCGCGCCUCAAGCUAAAUUUCAAGAGCAAGACAGCUCGCACAAAGAUGUAUCGGCGUGCACCACGAUCGAGAAUGACUGGUGCGGCACGCGGUAUGCUCGGGAUUGCGGGCGAACCGUUCACUCUUGGGCUCGAGCAAGGCUCCACUCAAGCGCCGCCGCGCAAAGGGCCACGGCGUGGAGAAUCAAGUCGAGCCAGCAAACUUUCACCCGCAGUGGUCACAACUUCGGUCAAUUCGGUCAAAACGAGCAAACCAGGAGCAAAUGGUAUUGUUGUUACUCCUUGCAGCACACGACGAGGCAAAAAGCGAAAAACUAACGGAGAAGAAAUACGGAAAUCUCUUAUCACACCACCCAUUGCAGUUGGUGCAACAGAACGCGCCUGCUGUGCGAAUGAACACCAAACACCAUCGCCAAGCGUGAAGGAGCGCGUUCACAAAGAGUUUCCUACACCCGGUGUGUUGGUCUCCGAUGCACCACGCGGUGAAACGGGUUGUGGCGUGCGUUCGCGAUUAGAUUCUAUUCUGACGCAAUACCUCCGAGCUCAGCAUCGGCAGUGCGCCGCGCCGAUUACGGCGUGCGCUCCCUUCUCUUUGCUUGCGCCGCAUCAGUGUCCUCAGCCAAAACGUAUUCUUGAAGCACCGCGAAACUUGACGGCUCGUCUUCGCCAGCGUGAGUGGGCUAACGUGACUGGCUGGGAUGCCGGCAUGCGUCGAGCUGAUCGACACUUUGUGUACAGCAGAUUCAGACCGCUGCGCGCGAUUCGGGGCAAUGAUUGCUUAUUCACCGCCGCGUCUUUCUUGUAUGGCGUGCCGGAACAAAUCAUCAUCGGUGACAAUGACGGCGAGCUUCAUCUGUACGACCACAUAUCUGGAGAGCUCUUGGAAAUAGCCGCCACGCCAGGGAGGGUCAGUGGCGCCAUUCGCAAGAUUGCGGCGGCUGGUCCGCUGUGCCCGACACCGUUAUUCGCCGUUACGUCGGUGGAAAGCUGCUCAAUUUGGAGCCUCCCGAAUCCAGACGAUGCGCCCUACAUGCUUUGGUGCUCUGGUCACUCUGGGUGCGCCAUAAACUCCACGGGCUCUCAAUUUGUCAGCGGUAGCCUCGAAUCAGUCGUCGAGCUCGCGGACAUGGAAACACAUCGCGUUACACGCAGGCUCACCUCGAACACUGGCGGCCCUCCGUUAUUGACGAAAAACAACGACGAAGUUUCAUUUUCUCCAAGCGACGACUUGAUUUUGUGGGAUGAAGUACUCUGGGAUGUACGAUUGGCGAAUGAUAAGCCAAUUCGACGAUUCGACCGUUAUUCAGAGGCUGCGGGCGCGUGUUUCCAUCCGGGAGGAAACGAAAUCAUUAUCGGGCGGGAAGUGUGGGACAUUCGGUCAUCACGCUUGCUCCGCGUGGUGCCUUCACUCGACCGUGCAGCGCUAAAGUUCAACCUCACCGGCACCGUGGGUAUGGCGCACAUUUUACACCCUAGAAACGAGCCACCGCUUUCAUCCUUGCGCAAGUGUCAUCAUCCGUACAAGCAUUCUUUUUGUACCAUCGACAUGCUCGAUUAUUCAGAUAUUUGCACUGUCGACGUUCCUUCGGGCAUGAUUGACGCCGCGUGGGAUGUGAAUUCCGACACUCUUUGCGCUACGGUGGAGUAUGAUAUCUUGAACACACACGAGUCAACCGUGCGUCUGCACGAAGUUGGGAGACUACGACCAGCCGAUGACGAAUCAGACGUCGAAGACGAGCACGAAGAGAUCGAGCCCAUGGUUUUGAACAUGGACCACGAUGGAUGGGAAGAAGAUUAUUCGGACGAAGACUCGGAAGAACGCAUUGAGGAUGCAGACGGUCGGGUAAACAUCAACGAAGCGCGCAUUCGGCAUCAAAUUAACAGUCUACGCGAGAUGGUGCGCGAGGCUGAGGUCGAUUGGGUGCGUUACGACGACGACGGCGAAGGCGUGCACUCGGGAGACGACGAUUCCAGCGAAUACGACUCUGACUUCAUCGAUAGCGACAGUGACGACGCGGAAGAUGAUCUUCAUUUCGGCCGAGCACUACUCCGCCGCGCUCUACACGGUCGUAGACCCGCGGUUACGCGGUACGACGACGACGACGACGAAGACGAAUAUGAGACAGACGACGACGACGAAUAUGAGACAGACGACGGCGACGACGAAGAGAGCGAAUACGAAACGGACGACGGCUGA
This is a messenger RNA of Ostreococcus lucimarinus CCE9901, 4800 nucleotides long. RefSeq lists its product with no specific name. The record is from RefSeq and is a predicted model, not a curated record. Gene Ontology annotation, cellular component: Cul4-RING E3 ubiquitin ligase complex; nucleus. Gene Ontology annotation, biological process: protein ubiquitination. The coding region runs from base 1 to 4800 and encodes 1599 amino acids. The transcript has a single exon. Gene Ontology annotation, molecular function: protein binding. NCBI's taxonomy places the organism in Eukaryota, Viridiplantae, Chlorophyta, Mamiellophyceae, Mamiellales, Bathycoccaceae.